AUGGGAAAUGUCGAGAAAACGUACAACACGUGGCAAUACGAGUUUCCAAUCAACACAAGUGCUGGAAAGAAGGUCACUAUUACGGCCUUUGGCAUGGAGCGAAUUACUGGACAAGUAAGCAAACUGGAUCCUAAAGUCCUGGUAAAGUUAUUUCCAGAAUAUGAUCCUGAAACACUCCAGCGAAAGUCAACACACGUGGAUGUCCUUCUGGGCUGUGAUUACUUCGGUCUCCAUCCAAAGCAAGAAGAAGCUAGAUGUGGCGACAAUCUAAGUAUCAUGAAUGGAGCAUUGGGGAUUUGCCUCCAAGGCGCCCAUCCAGAUCUGAUCGAAGAAACAAGAUAUGACACCAAUCUCGCAAAGAAAAUACACGAUGUUAACGUGAAAGUGGAGACAUACAAGACACGCUUGGACUCACAUCCAGAGUUCCAUCCCAAUCAUACCAGAGAAUGUUCUGUUAAUGUAUCGAGUUCCUAUAGUCACCGAAAGGACGAAAGCCAGAUUGACAAUUUUAUACAAGGAGAAGAACUUGCCACAGAAAUUUCUCCACAAUGUGGUGGAUGUCGCUGUAAUAAGUGCCCUACUGUCGGACACACUUACUCUUUCAAGGAAGAACAGGAAUUAAAACUGAUUCAAGAAAACCUCGAGUACGACGAAGUUAACCAAUGCUGGAUAACCAGUUAUCCCAGGCUCGUAGAUCCACAAAGUUUACCCGACAAUUAUCACACAGCACUUGCUACGUUAGAAAGAACUGAAAGAACGCUUAAGAAAGAUGACCAAUGGGCUAAGACGUACAAGAGCCAAAUGGACGAUAUGGUCGAUCGUUGUGUAGCAAGAAAACUAGCAUACGAAGAAGUAAAGAGCUGGACUGGCCCGGUGUUCUAUAUCUCCCAUUUAGCAGUUGUAAACCCGCAUUCCAAUUCUACGCCCGUGAGAAUUGUGUUCAACUCCAGCCAAACGCACAAAGGUGUUUCAUUAAAUGCUUGUCUCGCAAAAGGUCCAGACAGCUACAUGAACAACUUGGUUGGUAUUCUUCUACGUUGGAGAGAAGAAAGAGUAGCGCUAAUCGGAGAUAUUCGAAAGAUGUUCAACUCAGUUUAUUUGAAGGCCUUGGAACAGCAUUGCCACCGUUUCCUAUGGCGAGAUUUACAGCAGCAUCGCCCACCGGACAUUUACGUAAUACAACGAGUCAAUAUGGGUGAUACACCAGCCCCCGCCAUCAGCACAGAAGCGUUCUACAAGACCGCGGAGUUGUAUCGAGAGGUUAGUCCACAAGCCGCAAAUCUCCUAAAACAUUCCAGUUACGUGGAUGAUUUGAUUGACUCACGUCCAAGUAAACCCGACGCGUUAAAGAUUGCCAAGGAAGCCGAGGAUAUCCUUGCCAAAGGAGGAUUUGCUGUAAAGUGCUGGCAAUUUAGUGGCGAAACACAACCUCGCGUAAAAGAAGAGUUGUUAAAAUUGGACCUGCCAGAAAAGAGUGUUGAAAGCUCAGACCAAGGACUAAUAAUGUUAAAAGGAACUGACGAAAACUUACGAGUGCUCGGUCUGGGAUGGAAUCCAAAGCAAGACACCAUCACCUAUGAAGUAACUUUGAACUUCAGUAGCAAGAGACGCGGAGUUCGAACCGGUCCAAACCUGCUAGAAAGCGACCUACCAAGUGCAUUACCGAAUGUGUUAACCAGACGAAUCGUUCUUGAGCAAGUAAUGAAGAUUUAUGACCCACUCGGAGUAAUUUCUCCAUUUACAUUGAUGGCCACGAUAUACUUACGCGAAACCUGGUCCCGCAAGCUCGGAUGGGAUGACCCACUUCCAGCAGAACUUUGCAACAAAUGGUCCAAUUUCUUCACUGCUCUUUUCAAACUUCGGCGUUUGUGUUUGGAGCGAUGCUUACGACCUGUGAAUAGCAAUGGACGCCCUUGGUUAAUAAUCUUGAGCGAUGGUAGUGAUCUCGCGUAUGGCUUCGCAGCUUACAUUCGAUGGAAAUUGGAUGAUGGAAGCUACUGGUGUAGGUUGAUCAUGGCGAAGUGUCGUAUUGCUCCAAUCAAUAAGUUAUCUACCCCUCAGAUGGAGUUAAACGCAGCUGUUCUGUCGAAAAGAGGAAGAAAGGUCAUCGAGAAAGAAAUGAGGUUCGACUUCGAGAGAGUUUUACAAAUCGUGGACUCAGAAACAGUCUUGAGUAUGAUCCACAAGACAAGCACACGUUUCAAAGUUUACGAGGGAGUACGAAUCGGAGAAAUCCAAGCAGCAACUGAAGGAGAUCUGACUUGCUGGGCUUGGAUGUCUGGCCAACAUAAUACAGCUGACUGGUUGACACACGGCAGAGCACCAGAGGAGCUGAACAACGAUUCUCAUUGGUGGAAUGGACCGCCGAUUCUAUACCGACCGAUAGAAGAAUGGGGAUUAAAGUUUAACCCAAAGAAAGAACCACUCCCCGGUGAAAAGAAAGUCCAUGUUGUAGCAGCAGCAGCGAGCGUAGAGGCAUUGUUGAUCGACUAUGAAAGAUUCAGCAGUAUCAACAAAGCUAUUUGGGUCGUCGCGAGAUUGCUAAACAUUGCGAAGAAAAGUUUUAAAGGCGGAAGGACUCUGUCCAUCUCGGUUAAGCAAUUACAAGAAGCCGAGAACUUUAUUGUUAAAGAAGUUCAGAAAUCAUUUGAAAGUGAACUGACAAAAACUGACCGCAAAGGCAGAAAAGGUGGUCGUUUCGCUUGUUUCAAUCCAGUCCAAGAUGAAAGUGGACUCUGGGUAGUGGGACAGCGCCUGAAGAACAAAAAUCCCAUGACAGUGGAUUCUUCGCUGCAAAAGCUAUUGCCCUACCGACAUCAUGUUACCAGACUCUUCAUGCAACGAGCUCACACUUCUGGUCAUAGAGGGCGUGAUGCAACCUUAGCACGAUUCCGUCAACUCUACUGGGUAACCCAAGGAAGCAAACUCGCUCAAUCAAUCAAUCAAUCAAGAGUAAAUGUCAGAUGUGCAAGCUACGAGAAGCAAAGUUCCUCGAACAGCAAAUGGGACAACUACCGGAAGCAAGAUUGA
This is a messenger RNA of Paramuricea clavata, 3030 nucleotides long. NCBI's taxonomy places the organism in Eukaryota, Metazoa, Cnidaria, Anthozoa, Malacalcyonacea, Plexauridae. The record is from the annotation of a GenBank genome assembly.